Molecule: messenger RNA, 679 nt
Organism: Melitaea cinxia (Glanville fritillary)
Lineage: Eukaryota; Metazoa; Arthropoda; Insecta; Lepidoptera; Nymphalidae
Gene: fh
Product: frataxin homolog, mitochondrial
Exons: 2
Coding region: 106-633 (175 amino acids)
Biological process (GO): intracellular iron ion homeostasis; iron incorporation into metallo-sulfur cluster
Cellular component (GO): mitochondrion
Molecular function (GO): 2 iron, 2 sulfur cluster binding; ferric iron binding; iron chaperone activity
Source: RefSeq, a predicted model, not a curated record
AGUUUUGACAAUUACACUGUCAGUGCCAGUCUGUCAGUUUCUACAUUCAUUUUCAAAAUGAAGUAGUCGUAACCUAGAAGCUGAAUAAAUUAUCAGUUACCAGUUAUGUUGAGAAAUAUUUUGCGUACCAGUCGGUGUCUGGCACGAAGACAAAUCAAUAGACCUGCUGCCAUCGCUAUAUACAAGAAACCAAUAAGGAAUAUAUUUAAAUCAUAUGUUACUACAAGUCGGCAGUUUAGUGCAAGUUCUCAAGAUAUUUCGACUAAUUUAGAUCCACUUGUUUACGAUAAAAUUUGUACUGAAACAUUAGAAUCUCUGUAUGAAUACUUCGAAGAGUUAAUCGAUCAAUCUCCGAAUUUGAAAGGCGCUGAUAUAACUUUUAGUGAUGGUGUAUUAACAAUAGCCUUAGGAUCAAAUUAUGGGACAUAUGUUAUAAAUCGGCAAUCACCAAACAGACAAAUCUGGCUGAGUUCACCGACAUCUGGACCUAAACGAUAUGAUUUAAUAUUGGAAAAUGGUGGCUAUUGGAUAUACAAACACGACGGAAAAACUUUACACCAUCUGUUACAGAAUGAAAUAUCGAAAAUUGUAAAUGAUGCUGAUUUCGGGAAGUGCAGUCAUGCAUUAUUAUAAAUAAAUUGUUAAUAGUUGUUCAAUAUACUUAGGUUUUAUUAUUUUA